Molecule: messenger RNA, 2440 nt
Organism: Zerene cesonia (dogface butterfly)
Lineage: Eukaryota; Metazoa; Arthropoda; Insecta; Lepidoptera; Pieridae
Gene: BicD
Product: protein bicaudal D
Exons: 12
Coding region: 172-2367 (731 amino acids)
Biological process (GO): regulation of microtubule cytoskeleton organization; microtubule anchoring at microtubule organizing center; protein localization to organelle
Cellular component (GO): cytosol; Golgi apparatus
Molecular function (GO): dynein complex binding; dynactin binding; cytoskeletal adaptor activity
Source: RefSeq, a predicted model, not a curated record
UAGCACCUGUGUCCUGUCGAAGUCGAAUCCAGUGAACUGUCAAGACGUUACAAUACUUUUGUUAGGAGAAUGUAGAAAGAAACAUUGAUUUUACACGUUUUAACGUUGUUUUUUAUGAAAUUAUUUACUUUGUUUAUGAAGAUUUAACUAGGAACCCGUCUUACUGUCAAAAUGGCAGAUACGGCUCAAAGCGGUAUAUCUAUCGCUGAGCUAAAGGCGGAGAUUGAAAGGUUGAGUAGAGAACUCGACCAAGCAAGUAGUGAGAAGAUCCAGUCGGCACAACUGGGGUUAGUUUUGCUCGAGGAAAAAAGUGCAUUGCAACAACGAUGCGACGAGUUAGAGAGCCUCUACGAGAACACAAGGCACGAGCUGGAGAUCACACAAGAGGCCUUGAUGAAACUUGACACAACACAAAAAGUGACUACGCAAAGUGGUAUAGAACAAGAAAAUGCCCUCCUCAAUGAGUCCGCUGCUAUGGAAAGCUCCCUCACUCUACAAAUUAUUGAACUGGAGGGUGAAUCUAAACAGCUACGUCACGAGCUAGAGCGCGUAAUCAGCGAAAGGGACAGGUUACUAGCGGAAAGUUCCGAGCUGGGCGCCGACAAGGCGACCCGGGAGUCCGAGCGGGCGGCACUCCGCGCGGAGCUGCGGGAGGCGAGGCAGCGGGAGCAGCGGCUGCUGUUGGACAUUGGCGACUUGGAGGAUGAGAAUAUAUCGCUGCAGAAACAAGUCUCCGCGUUGAGGUCUUCGCAGGUCGAAUUCGAAGGAUUGAAGCAUGAAGUCAGACAGUUGCGGGAAGAAGCGGAAAACGCGCGUGCAGCCGCUGAUGAAACAGCGGCGUUGCGGCGUAUCGCUGAACGGCAACUCACCGAAGCGCUUGAAGCGCUGCAAGCGGAGAGGGAAGCCAAGUUUGCCGCCAAAAAGGAGCUCGACGCACACCUCAGCAGAGAAGCCGCGUAUAACAUCACAAACUUGGCGUACAGUAUACGAGGUAUGCCCGAAGAAGGCAUAGAAGAUGAGGGCGAAGCGGGUGGGUCCGGCGGCGCGGACAUGGCGGUAGACCAUCACGCCGACCUCUUCUCGGAGGUCCACUUGCACGAGAUAUCGCGGCUCGAGAAACAACUCGAACAGGCACACAACGAAAAUUCGCAACUGUCCACGUCGCUCCGCAGCGCGCAGACGGCGGCGGAGAGCGAGAGCGCGGCGGCGACGGCGCUGCGCGCGGGCCUGCAGCGCGCCGCCUCGCGCGUCUCGGCGCUCAAGCACCUGCACGCCGAGUGCGGCCCGCUCGAGGAGGAGAAGCUGGAGAGCGGCGGCGUGAGCGCGCGCGCCGCCAAGUGGCUGACCUGGUGGCGCGUGUCGGGCGGCGAGGUGGGCGCGCUCGCGGACGCGCUCGGCGAGCUGCUCGCCGCGCCCGCGCCGGCCGGCUCGCCCGCCGCGCUGCAGCGGCAGGCGCUCGCCAGCCUCAGCGACCGCGCCGCCGACGCGGAGCUGCGCUGCGCCGCGCUGCAGGCCGACGCCGACCUGCUGCGCGCCAUCGCCGGCGGAGCGGGUCGUGCGCUGUCGUCCGCGGCGCCCGCGCUCACGUCCGCGGCGGAGACGCUCGCGCAGCUGUACCACCACGUGUGCGCCGUCAACGGCACGCAGCCCGAGCGACUGCUGCUCGAGCACGCGCAUCAAACAGACGGUGCAGGGGCGGAAGGUCGCGGCGUGGACGAGGAGGCGCUGGCGCUGGCGGCCGGCGAGCUGGAGGGGCUGCGCGCCGCCGCCAGCGUGGCGCGCUACGCCGACACGCUGCUCGACCAGCUCACGCACCUGCGCGCCGCGCUCGACACCGCGCUCGACUCGCGCCUGCGCCACCAGCCCGUGAUGGAGUCGGAGGAACGCGGCGCGGAGCUGGGCGAGCUGCAAGAGCAAGUGAUCAAGCUGAAGUCGCUGCUGUCGACCAAGAGGGAGCAGAUCGCGACGCUGCGCACCGUGCUCAAGUCGAACAAGAACACCGCGGAGGUGGCGCUCGCCAACCUCAAGUCCAAGUACGAGACGGAGAAGACGAUAGUCACCGAGACGAUGCUCAAGCUGCGGAACGAGCUGCGGCUGCUCAAGGAGGACGCCGCUACGUUCUCCAGCUUGCGCGCGAUGUUCGCGGCGCGGUGCGAGGAGUACGUGACGCAGGUGGACGAGCUGACGCAGGCGCUGGCCGGCGCGGAGGAGGAGAAGAAGACGCUCAACCAGCUGCUGCGCCUCGCCGUGCAGCAGAAGCUCUCGCUCACGCAGCGCCUCGAGGAGCUCGAGGUGGACCGCGAGAUGCGCACGCGGCGCGUGCCCAAGGCGGGCGGCGCGGCGCGCGCGCGGCCGCGCGACUUCUAGCGAAUCGUGCGCGCGCUCAAGGCCGCCGCCGCCGCUCUGCGCGCGCUGCUGCACCACUAGCCGCGCCCCCGCG